CCGCCCCCGCAGGAUCCUCCCCUACUAUCUCAGUCACCACCCCACCAUCGAGACUUUUCACCACCCCCUCCGGGUUUCUCACCACCCCCUCCGGAUUUCGCACAGCCGCCCCAGUCAUUGCCUCCCAUACUCCCUGAGCGAAUUCACGAGGAUACUGAUGCAGAAUUCACUGACGCAAGUGAGCGUUACUAUCGUACCCACCAUUCAAUGCUAAACGGACGACCAUGCACGGCCGAGGGAGCAUUUCUGCCGUAUGGUACCCCACCAACUCCCGUGCCACCAAAGUCUCCUGUUGAUUGGAGUCCAUAUCGCAAUAGAACAGAAUUUGAGAUGGCAGAGUUCGCAUUCAAA
This is a messenger RNA of Suillus clintonianus, 351 nucleotides long. RefSeq lists its product as uncharacterized. The transcript has 2 exons. The record is from RefSeq and is a predicted model, not a curated record. NCBI's taxonomy places the organism in Eukaryota, Fungi, Basidiomycota, Agaricomycetes, Boletales, Suillaceae. The annotation marks the transcript as partial.